UUUUAUUAAUUAAAAUUCUGUCAUCAUAAUUUAGAGGUUAUGUAUUGGAAGAGUUCAUGAACACUGUGUUUAGUUUAUUUCCUAAAUAGUAGUUAAUUACUCUUUAAAUAAAAUUAAAAUGGAAAGAUAUUCUCGUAAAAGUGGCUAUGACAAAUCUGAAUCGCGAAAUGAUAAAUAUUACAAAGAAAAAUUUAAAUACAGAGAUUUUGACAAAUAUCGGGAUAACGAUAAAUACUCAAAGUCAAACAAAUCAUCAAAAAAUCUUGAUGAUUCUAAGACGAAAUCAAAGCAUAAGAGAUCUUCCCGUUUAUCUAGUAGGAAAAAAACUUCUAAACAUAAGAGUCGUAAAAGAUCUUCUUCAUCUUCAUCGUCAUCAUCAUCAUCAUCAUCAUCAUCAUCAUCAUCAUCAUCAACUGCUUCUUCAACGUCUUCCAAUUCAUCAGCAGACUCAACAAAAUUGUUAGAAAAAUUAGAGAAGCAACGUCAAAAACAAAUAGAGGAACGUAAAAGGCAAAAAGAAUUAUUAAAAGCUACAGAAACACCAGAAGAGAAAAGAUUGCGUCGUUUGAAGAAAAAAGAAGCAAAAGAACGGAAGCGUAAGGAACGAAUGGGUUGGGAUAAUGAUUAUUUACAUUAUACAAAUACAGAUAAUCCUUUUGGGGAUGGAAAUUUACUCUCAACUUUUGUUUGGUCUAAAAAACUUGAAAAAGAGGGAUUACUUGGAGUUAGUCGAGAUGAACUUGAACAACGUAAUCGUCAUAAACAAGAAGAGAAUCGACGGGAGUUAGAAAAGGUCAAAAAAAGAAGACAAGAACGUGAAUUAGAAAGACAACAAAGAGAAGAAGAAAUGAGUAUGUUACAAAGAGGCAAAGAAGCAGCACAAUUAGAGCAAUGGGCUAGACAAGAAGAUCAAUUUCACUUAGAGCAAGCACGUUUAAGAUCGCGAAUUCGUAUUCAAGAUGGUAGAGCCAAACCAAUUGAUCUUUUAGCAAAGUAUAUUAGUGCUGAAGAAGAAGUCGAUGCUGUUGAAAUGCAUGAACCUUAUACUUAUUUACGAGGAUUGCAUGUGAAGGAUUUAGAAGAUUUGAUCGAGGAUAUUAAAGUUUAUAAAGAAUUGGAAAGAGGUAAGAAUCUUGAUUACUGGAAUGAUAUAACCGUAAUUGUUGAGGAUGAACUUCAAAAACUAAGAAAAUUAGAACGAACAGAGUAUGAAGUGGCGGUGGGUCGAAGAGAGGGAAUUAAUGAAGCAGUUGCCAAAGAUAUUACUUCAAUAUUUAAAGGCAAAACUGCAACUCAGUUAGAGACAAUGCAGUUACAAAUUGAAUCAAAAAUAUCCGGGAAACCUGAAGGUGUUGAUAUUGGAUACUGGGAAAGUCUUUUAUCUCAAUUAAAAGCUCAUAUGGCUCGAGCUCGACUAAGAGAUCGACAUCAAGAAAAUUUAAAGAAGAAAUUAGAAGUCCUUAUUGCUGAACAGGGAGUAGCUAGAGUCGAAAGUGAAGCUGGUGAGACUGAAGCUCGUAGUGAAACUUCGGUUAAACCACCAGAAGAAUCAGCUCCAACUACAUCACAAGAAAAAAGUGAUGAUGAAUCGGGUGAUGAGCAACCAGAAACUCAUGUUGCAGAAGAUAUGUUAUCUGAGUCAUUUGGGGAAUAUGAAUCUGGUGGUUAUUCGCCCCAGUAUCUUUCAAUAUCACAAUUAGAGCCCGGAACACUAAUUACUUUAGAAGAGGAUGAUAGCCAACGACUAGAGUAUGCAAGAGAUCAAGUACUUAAGACUGGUCGUAAAGUUCAGAGUGCUAUGUCUGCUGAAGAGCAAGCAAUGCACAGAGAAGCGCGGAAAAAUAUGGAAAGUGACGAAGCACAAUUUAGCGUCGAAUCAUCAUUAGAAGCACAAAUUUAUUUGUGGUCUGAUAAAUAUAGACCUAGGAAACCACGAUACUUCAAUCGUGUACAUACAGGUUUCGAGUGGAAUAAAUACAAUCAGACUCAUUAUGAUAUGGAUAAUCCACCACCAAAAAUAGUUCAGGGUUAUAAGUUCAAUAUCUUUUAUCCUGAUUUAAUCGAUAAAAGUACUACUCCAGAAUAUUUUUUGACGCCUUGUAAUGACAACAAAGAUUUUGCGAUUUUAAAAUUUCACGCGGGACCCCCAUAUGAGGAUAUAGCUUUUAAAAUUGUCAACAGAGAAUGGGAAUAUUCAUACAAACGAGGUUUUCGGUGUCAAUUUCACAACAACAUUUUCCAGCUGUGGUUUCACUUUAAACGAUACCGAUAUCGUCGAUAACUUUCACUUAAGUUAUAUAAAUAUACGAAAAAUUUUAUAUUCCUAUUUUCUUGCAAUAUAUAUAUAUUGUAGAAUA
Chelonus insularis is the source of this 2357-nucleotide messenger RNA. RefSeq names its product cactin, spliceosome C complex subunit (gene cactin). Lineage: Eukaryota; Metazoa; Arthropoda; Insecta; Hymenoptera; Braconidae. Gene Ontology annotation, biological process: mRNA cis splicing, via spliceosome. The coding region runs from base 119 to 2281 and encodes 720 amino acids. The record is from RefSeq and is a predicted model, not a curated record. The transcript is spliced from 3 exons. Gene Ontology annotation, molecular function: protein binding. Gene Ontology annotation, cellular component: spliceosomal complex; cytoplasm.